Drosophila willistoni is the source of this 4675-nucleotide messenger RNA. RefSeq lists its product as uncharacterized. Gene Ontology annotation, molecular function: carbohydrate binding. The transcript is spliced from 11 exons. The coding region runs from base 661 to 3108 and encodes 815 amino acids. NCBI's taxonomy places the organism in Eukaryota, Metazoa, Arthropoda, Insecta, Diptera, Drosophilidae. The record is from RefSeq and is a predicted model, not a curated record.
AAUAAAUUGGACGAGCGAAAAUCCGGGAAGAAAAGACAAACGAGCUCGGGAAAAAAAGCGAAAUGUUGCAAGUGCAAAUGACAAAUAUGGAGCCGAAAAGCGAAUGAAAAGCGGAAAAACCAAGCACAUAAAACGGGGCAUAUGUAUAUAUGUAUGAGCACACAUACAUACAUAAGUGCUGGACAAGCAUAAAACAAAGUGUAUCUACAGAGGAUACAUGUGUGCGUGUGUGUGUGUGUGAGUGUUUGAUUGAGUGUGUGUGUGUGUGUACUGUUCAGCUAAUACAGGAUAAGCGGCUAACGUCAGAGCCAGGACCAUGAAUAUGAGUAUGAAUAUAAAUAUGAAUAUAUUGGCAGUGGGCAACGCAUUCGACGCCGUUGAUGAUAACAAUAAAUAUGAAAAUUCAAAAUAAGUAUACAAAUGGCCAAAUCUGAAAGAGCACAAUAAAAACGGUCAUAAAGAACAUCAAAUCAUCAGCAACAGUAACAGGCAAACGGCAGCAGCAGCAGAUAACCGACGAUAACAUUGGCCACAGGCCAGGGAAGUGAAGCAAAGCGACGACGACAACAACAACAGUAACAACAUCAACAACAACAACAACAGCAGCAGGACUAGCCACAUCCACAGCGACAACAAGAAGAGCAACGGCAACUGUGGCCAAUGGCAAUGGCCGAGCUGGCACAACAUCUGCAGGGACCCGAGACCCGGGCCCAUAAAUGGCGGCACGUGCACUGCUCUCACUCCUGGUCUGCCUGUUCCUGCAAAAGCUCCAACUCAUUCAGCCCGUGCCAGCCCUGUUCCUGGAGUAGCUGGAGCAAAGUAGUCGCCUGGUGGCUGGUUGUUUUGUGCCUGCUGACACGGCCCGUCAUGCCGGAAGUUAUUUAUCGAGUUGAUCCUUUGGCUCUUCUUGCAGCCACCUUACGAACGUACCAGCGCGCCGGAUGCGAUUCUGAGCAGCUGUCACUUAGCUGUCCACGCGGCACGAGUAUUUCCAUAGAGUUGGCCCAGUAUGGCAGAGCGGGCGAUUUAACCGACCACAGCCUGUGUCCGCCGGUCUCGCAAGAGGACCUCACCACGACCGGAAGUGCCGGCGAUGCUGUCAUCCACAGUGGCACAGAAAUCGAAGUCAAACCGCCGGAAACGUGUACCGUAAGCGGAUUACAGUAUGCAUUGCUGCAGACCGUGGUCGAUGCCUGCCAGAAGAAGAGGCAUUGCAAGUUUGCCGCGAAUUCCAAAACGCACUCGAGCGGAGAUCCCUGUUCGGGCAUACGGAAAUUCGUCGAGAUUGCCUACAAAUGCCGUCCAUAUGAAUUCCGCAGCAAAGUGGCCUGCGAACAGGAUACCAUGCCACUGGUUUGCAAUCCCUACUCCCGCAUAGCUAUCUAUAGCGCAUCCUUUGGGCAUACGGAACGGGAGAGCGUACAAUGCGGUGGUCAGAGUGCGGGAACUGUUACGGGCAGCACGCCGGGCGUCAGUGAGGACAAUAGCAAGCCAACAUGUUUGGUAUCCUAUGCCACCGAAACAGUGAUGCAAAUCUGUCAUGGUCGAAGACGAUGCUCCGUGACAGCGGAUGCUGGCACCUUUGGUCGUCCCUGCAAGACCGAUGUGCGCAUGUAUCUCAAGGUCGUCUACACAUGCAUUCCUCGCAAAGUGUUAAAGGAUCGCUAUGAAACGGCACCCGAAUCGGAUGAACCACAACAGACCGAAUUAGAUUUGGAUCAGGAUGAACUGUACGAUGAAGACCAAUUCUAUAAGGAGUCGGAGGCCAUACCGCCAGCACCUAAGCUCCAGGGAGCCAUUCCCAAUGUUGGUAUGCCCUUUGACUUUGGCGGAAAUGCGGCAGGUGAUGGAGCGUCAAGCACACUGCUUCCGCCGCUCCUUUCACGCAACGAUGGUUCGCUCGAGGAGAGACUUCAGUCAUCUGUACGUCUUAUAAAUCGCAUCAAAGCGUCAUUGAAUCAUGAAUUGGUGGUGGCAGAAACAACGACAGAAGAAACAGCAGUCACAACCGAUGCAGAGACCCACACAGAGUUGAGCUCUGAGCUUGAUCCUAACUCUAAUUCCACACCGACUAAUACUGAGUUGACUCCUGCUGGCGAGGAGGGCAAUUUCUAUUACCGUCGCAAAUGCGUCGAUGCCGACGAUUGGGGUACCAUUGGAUUGAAUUGCACCGAAGAAGAUAUCGUCAGGGAACGUGUCGAAGUGGUUGGUUUCUUGUCAAAUUGGCUUCACACCUAUAUCCAUAUACGAAAAAACCAGGAACAAUUUUACCUUUACCUAAUCAUAUCGGUAACUGCUGGAGUUCUUCUGUGCUUGACGCUUAUCAUAGGUCGCCUCACAAUGCAGAAACGACGUGGUGAACGCAAAAAUAGCAGCUCAAGUGGCAGUGGCACUGGCAAAGGCUACGGUGAGACUCAAGCUGGUGGGGCAGGCGGUGGCGGUGGCGGUGGCGGAGGCAAUGGUGGCAAUGGAACCGGAACCAGCAGCAAGUUUCAACAAACGGCAACAGGUGAAACACAUCUAGCCGACUCCUUUGCCGACGACAUCUCUGACAUCGAUGCUGACAUAGACUUAACAAGUCCGAUGCCCCUGCCCAGCCUUUCGUCACGCAACGAGACAUACAUGACAUACGCGCCGACACCCAACUGUAGCUAUGGGGGCAUACCUUCCAGUCAGCCACAUACACAUCCUUCAUCCUCAGCUACAACCGUCCUGAUGGCACCACCCUCUCAGGCCAACAUCUAUACUAGCAUGGGUCAUCCCACCAUGAGCGGUCCUCUGACAAUGGGUCCUCAUGUGCUGGGCCCUUCUGGUCUGAGCACUGUAUCUCCGGCAUAUCUGAGCGGCACCGUUAUGGUACCGGGACAUCACCACACGCUUCGUCGCACCUUAAUACCAACCAGCAUGGGCAUGAUGAGUACACCAUCGCCGCCACCAUCAUCCUUGGGCCUGGGUCCUCAUUCAAUGGCCGGCAUGCCAUCAACAUCGAGCAGUGGAGGAGUCCCCGGAGGCGGCGGCGGCGGCAGCGUCUACUACGACAGUACAGUGCCACGUAACCUGGCACGGGGAAUGUCGGCGGACAGCAGUGCCCAAUAUUUCUAUGGAUGACACUCGCUUAAUCGCAAAGCCUCGCUACCGAUGGCAAUAGCAGUACGGCCAUCACCUCAUGUUGGUUUCAACAUGCUGCCCCUAUCCGCCACCAUGGGCUCAACGGUUAGCUCCGUCGCACCAGAUUCCGGUGGCGGUGUGAAUAGCCGCUCAGGCACACCCACCAACGGCAACAAGCCGGACAUCCCAGCAAUUACGGUGACUGCCUCGCCGGGUCAACCCGCCAUGGCACUGGCCGCCAAGUUGCAUGCCUUGAAGCCAACAACAAAAGGUGCUAUAUUGGUUGAGAAACACGAAACGGCAUCGCCGCAAAGUUCGGCGGUUAUGACAACCAACAGCAGCGGCACCAGCAGCAGUGCAGGAACUGGAAGCAUGCAGCAGAUGUGCACGUCCGGCCGUAGUCAGUGUUUCUAGGGCCAAAUGACGGUAGGUGCCGCGACUGAGACCGAACUUUUUUACUUGUAAAUAAAAAUCGAUAGACUCAUUUCUAGCUAAGUAACUCAAACCGUUGUGUAGUGAAGUUCUUGGAGCGCUGAUUUUAACGGUCAACAAACACACAAAUGACAUGCAAUAUUAAAAUAUAUAUAUAUGAAUAGAGGCUAAUAAACUGUAACUAAAACAAAAAUUUAAUUUAGCCAAAUUGAAAUAAACUUCAGCAAAAAAAAUAAAACUUAACCGGCAUCCGAGGGAUGGGCAAUAAUAAUAAGUUCGGAAAAGGUUACAAUGCCAUAACCUUAAGUACCAAAAGUAAAUAAACGUACAAUUUACUAAACAAUUAUCCCCUAGAUACACACACACACACUUUAAAUACAAUUAAGAUAUAGUUAAAGAAUUAAUGGAUUAAUACAAAACUAAUUUCAUGAAUUUCUAGUCCUAAGUAAAUGAGGAAUUCCACGAAUUCUGGGAGAUCAGUGUCCCAAAGUUGAUUUGAUUUUUGCCUUAAAAUUAAUGUUAUACAUAUUUAUAUUCAUAAUACAUUAAACACCAAACCAAAAAACAAAAAAACGCCCACUCGAUUGGGGAGUGACAGUGUUUGAAGUUGAUUCAAGCAUAAUGUAGACCAGAUAUACUUACAUACAUACAUUAUGUAUACAGAUUUACAUUCGUAUUACAUUUUAUUCGCAUAACCAUUGAAUAAUAGUAAUCAUAAUUCAUAAUUUAUAAAUAGGUAAAUUAACAAAUGGUAACAUUCUUUUAUUGAAAGAAGAAAAAAAACCACCUCAGCAUCAUUCUCUUAACUAAAAAUCCAAAAAAUAAUAUCUGAUGUGUCCAUGUAUUAAAAAGAGAGAGCAAAAGGAAGCACAGCAUACCAGCAUAGUUUUUAGAGCAUAUAACCCUAGAGAUUGUUAAACACUUGCAGAGAACCAGCCACAUAUGUAUGUAGUUAGUGACGUUUGUUGGCCUCGGCAAUGUUAUUAAUGUUAUUACAUACAAACUAACACACAUACAUACAUAUUUCCAAGUCCAAAAAUAAUCAUAAUUUGUUUUUUCAAUGCCAACUAAUCACUAUGUAAUAGUGAAUAUGCACUUUAUGCACAUACAUACAUAAGUAUAUUCAGUACAUACA